GCUGCUCUUGGCUAUCUCGAUAGAAAAGUACUAGUUUAUAGAUGUGGCGGUACUAUUAUUUCGGACCAAUUCGUACUCACCGCAGCUCACUGCAUACGAAAAAAUUAUAAACCAACAAUUGUUCGUCUGGGAAAGGCUUCUUUACUCGAUGAAAGUAAUGACACAAUUACUGCAGUCAUGCAUAACAUUCAGGACAUCUUCGUUCAUCCCGAUUAUAAUGCCACAACCAUGUGGAAUGACAUUGCUUUGCUUCAAGUUAUCGAUAAAAUUAUUUUUAAUGAUCUUGUUUCGCCAGCGUGUUUACAUUCAAACUUAGGUGAUUUACCAUCAAAUGUGCCGCUUACUGUUACCGGUUGGGGAACUACAGAUUGGAGAAGAUCAACAACCCCUUCAAAAUACUUGCUUAAAGUAAAUUUGACAUCAAUGCCACUAGAGGAAUGCAAAUCAAAAUUGAUAACGGGGCCUCGUGUAAAUGAUACGUCUCUUAGAAAUGGUCUUUUUAAUGGGCAGUAUUGUGCAUACGGUGAUGCGGAAAAAGAUGCUUGCCACGGUGACAGUGGCGGCCCUUUGACAUACCUCAGAACUAAUACAAGCACAAUCGUUGGUGUUGUCUCCUUCGGAUAUGGCUGUGGGUUGGAUAUACCAUCCAUUUACACAAGAGUAUCGCAUUAUUUGGAUUGGAUUGAACCGCAUGUUUGGAGUAAUUUAGACAAUUCAAAUUGAUGUGUAAAUAAGCAAAAACUGAAUAAA
Contarinia nasturtii (swede midge) is the source of this 750-nucleotide messenger RNA. Its product is annotated as serine protease Hayan-like. The transcript has 4 exons. Gene Ontology annotation, molecular function: serine-type endopeptidase activity. Lineage: Eukaryota; Metazoa; Arthropoda; Insecta; Diptera; Cecidomyiidae. The annotation marks the transcript as partial. Gene Ontology annotation, biological process: proteolysis. The record is from RefSeq and is a predicted model, not a curated record.